Urocitellus parryii (Arctic ground squirrel) is the source of this 3360-nucleotide messenger RNA. It is a transcript of the gene Nutm1, whose product is annotated as NUT midline carcinoma family member 1. The record is from RefSeq and is a predicted model, not a curated record. Lineage: Eukaryota; Metazoa; Chordata; Mammalia; Rodentia; Sciuridae.
GCCCAAACCUGGGAGAUGGCUUCAGAUGGAGCAUCUCCACUUCCGGGACCAGAUGUGACUAUGAAACCUGGUGCUGCCCUAUCUCCUUUUACUGCGCUUCCCUUUCCCCCACCUACUCCUGGCCCACCAGACCAGCCACCCUGGGAGCCAUCUCCACAGCCCUCCCUGACUUCUGCAUUCUCUCCAGGCAAUCCUCUGGUGCUCUCUGCUUUCCCCAGCCCGCUGUUGGUGACUGGAGAAGCCAGCUCUGGCCCCAGUGGGGCUGGGACUGCGACUGGGAAGGUCAUUGUCAAAGUCAAGGCAGAAGGGGGACCAGCUGAGCCCUCUCAAACUCAGAACUUCAUCCUUACUCAGACAACCCUCAGUUGGAUUCCCUCAGGUGCUCCCUGUGGGGGCUCUGAGGGUCCUCCUGCCCAGUACAUUACAGCUUCUAACAUGAAGCCCAUCCUGCCCACUGAAGCUGUUGGGGUGAGCCAGGAGGGUCCCCCAGGCCUUCCUCCUCAGGCUCCACCACCAGCUGCCCAACUGGCCCCUAUUGUGCCUCCAGAAAAGGCUUGGCCAGGGCCUCAAGGGGCACUUGGGGAAGCAGGUUCUGCAUCCACCCAGAAGCCCUCACUAGGUGACCUGGCCUAUACUUCCAAGGGCGUUUAUGAGAAUUUCCGUCGCUGGCAGCGCUACAAGGCCUUGGCCCGGAGGCACGAAUCCCAAAGUCCUGAUGUAGAAGCUCUUUCCUGCUUUCUUAUCCCAGUGCUUCGCUCUCUGGCCCGCCUGAAGCCUACCAUGACACUGGAGGAGGGACUGCCGAGGGCUGUGCAGGAGUGGGAGCACACCAGCAACUUCGACAGGAUGAUCUUUUAUGAGAUGGCGGAAAAGUUCAUGGAAUUUGAGGCAGAAGAGGAGCUGCAGAUACAGAAUGCACAACUGAUGAAUGGUGCCCAGGGACUGCCUCCUGCAGCCCCUUUGAAAUCUGAUCCUCCAGGGCCACCAGUCCCUGAGGUUUGCCAGCAGCCAGUGUACAUUCCAAAGAAGGCAGCCUCCAAGGCACGGGCUCCCCGCCGGCGACAGCGCAAACCCCAAAGGCCUCCAGUUCCUGAGGCACCUAAGGAGAUUCCACCAGAAGCUGUGAGAGAGUAUAUUGACAUCAUGGAAGGGCUGGAGGGGAGUCACUUGGCCACUGGGGAGUCGGAUGGAAAAAAGGAGGAGCAACAGGAGGAAGAAGCAAUGUAUCCAGAUCCAAGUCUCCUGGGCUACAUUGAUGAGCUGUGUUCUCAGGAGAUCUUUGUCUCCAAGGUGGAGGCCAUUAUUCACCCUCAAUUUAUGGCAGAUCUGCUGUCUCCAGAACAGGAGAGAGAUCCUUUAGCCUUAAUGGAGGAGCUGGAACAAGAAGAAAGACUCACUCUUGCACAGCUGGUCCAGAAGCGACUCUCGGCCUUGGAACAGGAGGAUGUGGAGACGCCUCCAAAUUGCAGUGCAGUUCAGUUGGUCUCGAGCCAUUCUGUUUCUGAUAAGGAUGAAGGUGGGGGUGGGAGGCCUCGGACCUCACCUGGGCCACAGGGGGGUACUGUUUGCCUUGGAAAAGCUGUUUCUUCAGGAAAGCAGGCAAGAGAAAUGCAUGGUGGGCAGCAGCGAGCUCUAGAUGGUUUAAGGGGAAUGCGCAGAGAGGGGAACACUCUGCCAUCCUCGAGUAGCUGGGACCUGCAGGUAGAACUUGGGGCUUCACAGGGAACUCAGACACUCUUGGGUAUGGAGAGAAAAGGGUCUAGGAAGGUCAUAAACCAACUGUCACCACAUCAGGAGGGCCAUCUGGGAGGUGCUGGGUCCCCUGGGCACUGCUUGGCAGCUGACAGGACUUCAGAGGCUUUGCCCCUUUGCUGGCAGGAAGGCCCCCAGCCCAAGAAACCCCCUAGUUUGGAUGUUGAGCUUGAAAAGCCAGCUCGUCCAGAAGGACAAGGGUUAGAAAAGCAGGAUCUGGGGCUGCAGACAGUACAACAGAUGGGGGAACUUGAAGUGCUUCCUCAAGGGAAAGAGCCUUCAGCAGCACUGCAGGAAGGCUCCUCAGGAACCAUGUGCAGAGAUGACAGAGGUCCUCCCAUGGUUCAGAACUGUGAUCAAAAACCUUCCCCUGGAGCAGCUGGGGACAGGGACAGGACCUCUCUUAGCCCAGGACUUUGGCUGAGCAGUGAGAUGGAUGCCGUAGGCUUGGAGUUGCCCUUACAAAUUGAAGAAGUCAUAGAGAGCUUCAAAGAUGGGGAAUGUAUAACUGAGCAUCAGGAACUGGGCUCCAGGAACAGCAUUUCUCUGGGUUCUGGAGAAACCACGGUGCCUAGGGAUGUGGGGAGCAGUGUGGUUCCCUGUGGAGAAACAGAUGCCACAGCUGCCCUAGAAAAGAGAAACUACUGUAGYUUGUCAGUACCUCUGAGAGCCAAUAGCCCAGUCUUGGGACCCAAUAGAGAACAGGACAGUGAUCUCUGGGCUGAAGGUUGUUCUCCACUGCUGGAAAGCAGAGUUGGUACCUCCACAUUGGGGUCUUCCAAAGAAACUCUGCUGCCUGCAUGUCAGGGCAAUCCCAUUAUUCUAGGGACCCAGGAUGCUUCCUCCUUCCCGGAGGGCAGCCAAGAGGCAGGGAGCAGAGGCAAUCUCUUUUCUCCUCUGUUGGAAACCACAGAACAUGAAAACAUACUAGAUGUUAGAGAUAACUGUAGCCUCCAACUAGGGGUCAGCAAGGAUACCUGUCCUACAAAUUUUACUUCUGAUGAUCCUCAAGGAGUGGGCAGGGAAGACAAGGGUUUGUCUAAGCAGAACGACCUUGUUCCUUUACAAAGCAAUCAAGACACCUUGACACUCAGGGCCUCCAAAUCAACAUCUCCUCACCAGGGCCUACAGAGCUCUUCCCCUAGAUGGGGAACCAGGGAUGCUUUAGUCCUGAGAGAAACCUCUCCUAUGAAUAAAACACACACCUCAGAUGUGAUAAAAGGAGGGGAAAAGGAGGAGGGGGAAGAUGAGGAAGAUGAGGGGCUCUCUAACUUUGCCUACCUCUUGGCCUCAAAACUCAGCCUGUCUCCGAGAGGGCCUCCCCUCAGUCCUUGCCAAGCCUCAGGAAGUCGGUCUAUCCAAAGAUCAUCCUACCCCUCCACUGAGGAAAGAGGCCUUAGCCAAGCUCCAUAUCCUGUCAAGUCUGGAAAGCGGGCUGUAGUUGGAGGUCCAGCUGCUGCUGAAAAGAGACCCCAAUCAGGAACUCAACUUGGGGUCCCUGGGGAGAAACCCCUGGCUCUGGGAGCUGUGCGACCCUCACAGCCUCGUAAAAGGCGGCGUGACAGUUUUGUCACAGGCAGAAGAAAGAAACGACGUCGUAGCCAGUAG